AAGCAGGGUAGGUUUAAAUAUAGUAGAAGAAGAAUCAGUGUAGUAUUGGUAAUUUAAUACUUUAUUUAUUGUUACGAUUGUUUUAAAAUGAAUUGCUAACUAGCAUUUGUCCUUAUCCUUUUUUAUGUAUUUGCAUUAUUUAUGGUCAAUCUUUUAAACUCUGGAGUUGUUAUCUAUUUUUCCCCCGGAAGUAGAGACGUUGGCUAACACUGAUAGCAACAGUCUAGCGGGCUAACAGAAGUGCCUAAAAGUAAUUACCACGUCCCUCCUGUGGGACUAGUGUCAUAGCUAUGUUGUGGAAUAAAUUGUGACAACUAAACCGAAGAUGAUGAACGACAUAAUAGAGGAGCCUGAAAAGGACACACUACUGGAGGCGCAGCAGGAACAGCAAGUUUUGUCGGGACCAAGUAACAGCACAAGACCUAAGAUUCCAGAUGGAGGCAUCCGGCCGGUGGAAAAGAGAGGACCUUAUAUCAUGUCCAGAGCUCCAGCCAUCCACCUCAAACUACAGAAACACAGGGAGAUGGUGAGGAAAGCGCUAAAGAAGAAAGCCCUCUCUGCUGGUCCUCCAGUGUCACAACAGCCCAGACAGGGAGUCAAGAGGACGGUGAAGUUUAACAAGGGCUAUGCUGCUUUAAGCCAGAACGCUGAGGAAAUGUUGGUGACGCUAGACUCAGACAGUGAUGAAGAGAUCGAUUUUGAGCAGUAUUCCUCAGGAUACUCUUCAGCCGAGGUCCAUCCUGAUUUAAGCAAGCAGCUGCUUCAGGAUGGCUACCACCUGGAUGAGAUUCCUGAUGAUGAAGACUUGGACCUGAUUCCCCCCAAAGCCAUGGGUUCUUCUAUGUGCUGCUGCUUCGAGUGCCCGUCUUGCCCCAUGCAGUGAUGUCGGUGCUGUGACUUGGACCUUCUGAAGGUCUGACUCUUUAUUCAGCUCGCUAGUCGCUGGGGCCAAAGCUCUUCUUUCUAAUGCAGCUCAGCUGCUGCAUGUUGCCUGAGGAAAUCCAGCUCUGAGGCCUGAUGCUGGACUGCAAACAUUGAACACUGAGAUCGCCCAGCUUCAGUGAGAAUGCAGAAAGACAUGAGAGCAAGCCUUAUCCACUGUGACUCCAAAGCCUAACUAAUUGUAUUUAUUUAUCAUGUUCUUGCAGCAUUACACAAAACCGUAACUAUGACACUGGUCUGAGUUGAGUGGUGGAGUAUUUUGACAUUCUUGAUAAGAAUGUUGACUCAAGGAGGAGCUGGCUGGUUUAUUUCCUCCAUGGUGAGCAGGUCUGUAACCCCCUAGAAUCCCACCAGUAUGAAGUAUGGAAAGUUUAACCCUUUGACAAAUCUGAAAUGAUCAACUGUUCAUCUGUUACUGUUAAAUGAUAUAUUGGCACCUCAUGGGAAUAACUGGCAGCACCUGAGUGCACAAUAGUAGUCUUAGUUCUAUUUUUACUUCCUCUGUCAUUAUAAUCUACAUCUGAUUUUCUCUCUCGAAACUCUAAAUAGCAAGGUGACCAUACAGAUGUAGCACCUGUUUCAGCAAAUACAACUCAGAACAAAAGUGCAACAUACUAAGAAGCACUCCGUUUAUACCUCUGGCACAUUGUAUAGGUGCUGUUUAAGGUUCAAAAUGUAGUUCUGACGACUGUGCUUAAAUUGAGGAUUAUAUUUGGAUCUUAUCAUUCACCUUGGCACAAAUCUACAAUUUAAAAAAACAGAUGUAUUGAAGAGACUGAAGAUCGACAAAAUCAUUCCUAAAGGUAAAUUUCUUUUGAUUUGUGUAGUAUUUUGGUUUAAACAGCUCCUCAGAAAACAUGUCUCCACAUCAGAUUUGAGUUACAUUAUUUAUUUAUCAUUGUAUUUAAGUGUAUGCUAAAAUACUUGUUACAAGUUAUUUACAGUUCUAAUAUAAUUUACAUUUAGUGUUAGUAUUCAUACAUUUAUUUGCUUUGUGUUCUGAUGCUUGUGACUUCCAACACUUCAGAACAUAUUUGUCAUUGAUAUUACAGCAUUAAUUGUUUUCACUUUUGGAUGCAUUUUAAAACUAUUAUCACCAAUUGUUUGCCAGAGAUGAAGAGACUUUCCUGUCUCAGGAGGUUUUUAUGCGCAGAGAUCGGAUAGACUUUUGCAGAUAUAUUUAAAAUUAAAUUUGAAAAUUACACAACCUCUCAAGUGAAUAAAAUAAUGCAGGCAGGAUAAAAACCUUCCUUUCUACUGUUGCAUAUAUCCACAGCAAAACACUUCACCACAUUGAGGAAGCAUAGGACUAGAACAAAAACAAAAUUCUGUGCAAGGACAAUGUAGGAAGAACUGAAAGCUGGUCAUAAAUCCUGAAUUGGAGAGUUGAGAUACGCAGCAUAACCUCCUUACAUUUCAUAGUUUUAAGGCAGGUUUCUGGUUUGAGCAGACUGCUUUAUAUGGACCUUCUAAAUUAAUUUUUUAACACCAUUUCUUGCUCUGUGGUGUGUUUUGAUGUAGAUUAAAUUUUGCACUUAACACCAAUUGCCAGUAGCAAGUACACUUGACUCACCUGUACUAUGCAACUAUGGGACAAUCUGCUUGUUGUACAACAUUGUGACAAGGUUGUGUUAUUGAGUGCUGAAUGCAAUAAAUAAAUGUUUUGUUUGUUUUACAACUGUAAAUACUCUGUUCCCAUUGUACUCUGUUGGUUUACAUUAUAAAUAAAAAAUUCAAUUAACAUGG
Molecule: messenger RNA, 2688 nt
Organism: Xiphophorus couchianus (Monterrey platyfish)
Lineage: Eukaryota; Metazoa; Chordata; Actinopteri; Cyprinodontiformes; Poeciliidae
Gene: fam219b
Product: family with sequence similarity 219 member B
Exons: 6
Coding region: 326-883 (185 amino acids)
Source: RefSeq, a predicted model, not a curated record